GAAUUCCAUUGGCCCAUGAAAGGAGACUUCGACUGCGGGGCAGCCCCGACUGGAAGGGCGAGCCGCGGCCAGCGCGCAGCCGGGCGGACAGUGCCUUCGGGGGCUCGGCAGGCCUGCGAGAUGGCGCCAAGGAGGAACGCGCGCUGCUGGCGCCUACUGUGGCUGCUUUCGGUCUCUGCGCUUCUCCCCGCUGUCACCCGGACCCGCUCCGCGACAGAGUCGGCUUCCCAGGGCCACCUGGACCUCACGGAGCUCAUCGGUGUGCCAUUGCCCUCAUCUGUGUCCUUUGUCACGGGCUAUGGUGGCUUCCCAGCCUACAGCUUCGGGCCUGGUGCCAACGUCGGCCGCCCGGCCAGGACCCUCAUCCCACCUGCCUUCUUCAGGGACUUUGCCAUCAGUGUCACGGUGAAGCCCAGCAGUGACAGAGGCGGCGUACUCUUUGCUGUCACCGAUGCCUUCCAGAAGAUCAUCUACCUGGGCCUGCGGCUCUCGGGCGUGGAGGAGGGCCGCCAGCGGGUCAUCCUCUACUACACGGAGCCGGGCUCCCACGUGUCUCACGAGGCUGCUGCCUUCCUGGUGCCCGUGAUGACCCACAGGUGGACCCGCUUUGCGGUGGUCGUCCAGGGCGAGGAGGUGAUCCUCCUCGUGGACUGCGAGGAGCACAGCCACGUCCCCUUCCAGCGGUCCUCUCAGCCCUUGGCUUUUGAGCCCAGUGCAGGAAUCUUUGUGGGCAAUGCAGGAGCAACGGGGCUGGAGAGAUUCACCGGCUCCAUACAGCAGCUCACCGUCCACCCUGACCCCAGAAUCCCUGAGGAGAUGUGUGAAGCCGAAGAAUCCUCGGCUUCAGGAGAAGCCAGCGGGCUUCUGGAGACAGAGGGCGUCGCUGAGAUCUUGGAAGCUGUCACCUACACUCAAGCCCCGUCUAAAGAAGCAAAAGUUGAACCCAUAAACACACCUCCAACUCCAUCACCUCCUUCUGAGGAUGCGGAGCUUUCUGGUGAGCCUGUACCUGAGGGGACUCCGGAAACCACCAACUUGAGUGUCAUCACGCACAGAAGCCCUGAGCAAGGGUCUGGUGAGGUCCUGAAUGGCACACUGGAGGGAGUUCAUACUAUGGACGGUGCCCCCAUUACAGAUGUUGGCUCUGGGGAUGGGGCCUUCAUUCAUGUCACUGAAGAGGGUGUGCAUGCCGGAGAAGGUUUGGCAGCCACAGCGGCAGUCGGGGAGGCUGAGGUGCCCACCAGCACCGCCAGGGAAGCAGAGACCAGCGGUGUGCCCACUGGGGGGCCAGCCCUCUCCUUGUCCACUGAGGUCAUGGGGGAAGGGGUCACUCUGGGUGCAGAUGCUGAAGAAGGCUCGGCAGCCGCUGAAGAAGGCUCGGCAGCCGCUGCAGCUGGAGAGGCCGAGGUGCCCGGGAGCACCGCCGGGGAAGUGGAGACUGGCAGUGUACCCAUGGGGGGAGCCACCUUCUCCAUGGCCAUCCAGGACACCGGGGAAGGGGUGACACGGGUUGCAGUCGGUGAAGGAAUGUUCACAACACCAGCAGCUGCAGCAGAAGUGCCCCUCAGCACUUCUGAGGAAGAGGAGACUCGCAGGGUCCCCACAGGUGGCCUGGUUCCCCCUACACCCACAGCGGCCCCUGAGCAAGUGGUUGCUUCUGGUUCUGGUGAUGAGGAGGACCUGGCAGCAGCCGCAAGAGAGGAGUCCCUGUCUGGGACUGUGGCCGAAGAGCUGGACAGCAGUCCCCCUGAGGGGCCACCACUGCCCAUACCCACAGUGGCUUCUGAAAGAGGGGUUACUCCGGCCGAAGCUGGGGAGGGGCUUCCUGGCCCCCCUGAACCUGCCAGGCCUACCGGACCCACGGUGGGAGCUGAGGCCGAGGGCUCCGGCCUGGGCUGGGGCUCGGACGGCGGCUCUGGCUCUGGUGAGCCCGUGCGCGGUGAGGAGCUGUUAAGAGGUCCCCCGGGCCCCCCGGGCCCCCCUGGGAUUCCAGGAAAACCAGGAACUGAUGUUUUCAUGGGACCCCCUGGAUCGCCUGGGCAGGAUGGAGCUGCUGGUGAACCCGGGCCCCCGGGCCCUGAGGGACAGCCUGGAGCUGAUGGAGCCUCCGGCCUUCCUGGGAUGAAGGGAGAGAAGGGCGCAAGAGGGCCUAAUGGCUCAGUCGGUGAAAAGGGCGACCCUGGCAACAGAGGCUUACCAGGACCUCCAGGGAAAAAUGGACAAGUUGGCUCUCCUGGGGUCAUGGGACCCCCUGGGCCUCCUGGACCCCCAGGGCCCCCGGGUCCUGGAUGUGCAACGGGACUUGGGUUUGAGGAUACUGAAGGAUCUGGAAGCAUCAGGCUGUUACACGAACCCAGAAUCUCUGGACCAGUGGCUCCGAGUGGUCCCAAAGGAGAAAAAGGAGACCAGGGACCCAAGGGUGACAGAGGCAUGGAUGGAGCCAGCAUUGUGGGACCCCCUGGACCCAGGGGGCCGCCCGGUCGCAUCGAGGUCUUGUCCAGUUCCUUGGCCAACGUCACCCACGGGUUCAUGAAUCUCUCGGACAUCCCUGAGCUCACUGGGCCUCCGGGUCCGGAGGGCGUACCUGGGCUGCCAGGAUUUCCAGGCCCUCGAGGACCAAAAGGUGACACCGGUGUGCCUGGAUUUCCAGGACUGAAAGGAGAACAGGGUGAGAAGGGAGAGCCAGGUGCCAUCCUGACCGGGGACAUUCCUCUGGAACGGCUGCAGGGGAGAAAGGGUGAACCUGGAGUGCAUGGAGCCCCGGGACCAAUGGGGCCCAAAGGACCGCCGGGACACAAAGGAGAGUUUGGCCUUCCCGGACGACCUGGUCGCCCGGGACUGAAUGGCCUCAAGGGCGCCAAAGGAGACCGAGGGAUCAUGAUGCCGGGCCCACCUGGCUUACCCGGUCCUCCAGGGCCCCCAGGACCCCCUGGAGCUGUGAUUAACAUCAAAGGAGCUGUCUUCCCCAUACCAGUCCGGCCACACUGCAAAACGCCGGUAAGUAGUGUGGAGUCACCGCCUUACAGACCAGACUUCGGCAUAGAAAGCAACCUAGAGAAGGCUGACACCACUCAUCCUGGGAAUUCAGAGCUCAUCACCUUUCAUGGUGUUAAAGGGGAAAAAGGAUCCUGGGGUCUUCCAGGCUCGAAAGGAGAGAAAGGCGACCAGGGGGCCCAAGGACCACCAGGCCCUCCGGUGGACCCGGCUUACCUGAGACACUUUCUGAACAGCUUGAAGGGGGAGAAUGGAGACCGGAGGAUCAAUGGAGAAAAAGGAGACUCUCACGGUGACUUCUCUGUGUCGGGGCCUCCAGGCCCGCCAGGAAGUCCUGGCUUGGUUGGCCAGAAAGGGGAGACUGUCGUUGGGCCCCAGGGACCCCCGGGGGCUCCUGGCCUGCCUGGGCCUCCUGGCUUUGGAAGACCUGGAUCCCCUGGGCCACCAGGACCCCCAGGGCCACCAGGACCACCAGCGAUCCUUGGAGCAGCUGUGGCCCUUCCGGGCCCACCCGGCCCUCCAGGACAGCCAGGGCUUCCCGGAUCCAGAAAUCUGGUUACGGCAUUUAGCACCAUGGAUGACAUGCUGCAGAAAGCACAUUUGGUCAUUGAAGGGACGUUCAUCUACCUGAGAGACAGCACUGAGUUCUUCAUUCGGGUCCGAGAUGGUUGGAAGAAAUUACAGCUAGGAGAACUGAUCCCCAUUCCCGCUGACAGCCCACCACCCCCUGCGCUCUCCAGCAAUCCACAUCAGCCACCACCUCCGCUGAUGCCGCUUUCAAGUGUCGGCUACGAGAGGCCUGCACUGCACUUGGUUGCUCUGAACACACCAUUCUCCGGGGACCUUCGAGCAGAUUUGCAGUGCUUCCAGCAGGCUAGGGCUGCAGGGCUGUUGUCCACCUACCGGGCCUUCUUAUCCUCCCAUCUGCAAGACCUCUCCACGGUUGUGAGGAAAGCAGAGAGAUACAGCCUUCCAAUAGUGAACCUCAAGGGCCAAGUACUUUUCAACAAUUGGGACUCAAUUUUUUCUGGCCACGGAGGUCAGUUCAAUACACACGUUCCAAUAUAUUCCUUUGAUGGCCGAGACGUGAUGACGGAUCCUUCCUGGCCCCAGAAGGUCAUUUGGCACGGCUCCAGCCCCCACGGAGUGCGUCUUGUGGAUAACUACUGUGAAGCGUGGCGGACGGCUGACAUGGCCGUCACGGGACUGGCCUCCCCACUGAGCGCAGGGAAGAUUCUGGACCAGAAAACAUAUAGCUGUGCUAAUAGGCUCAUUGUUCUGUGUAUCGAAAACAGUUUCAUGACAGAUGCCAGGAAGUAAUGACCUUCCAAUGAUUCGUAAGCGUUUUCCAGUUUUCCUUAUGUGAAGAGUUGACACUGAAAUCUAAAAGGUUUAAAUGUUGUAAAUAUUAGUUUUUUAUUACACAUUCGUCACAACAGCAACCAAAGAAAACAUACCUCAAUACACUCCAAACUGAAGACAUAAAGGACUCAGAUCACAAAUAAAAUCUGAUCCAUCUAUUGGUGCUAGAUUCUGCAGGAGACCCCGUGCAGUGUGAACACAUCCCAACACGGUUAAGAGCAAGUUGAAAACAAAGGCCUUGGCAUCCUGCCCCCUGCAUCCUUCAGAAACUAAUUUCCUCCUUUAACCAUCGCUGCUGAGUGUAAGAUGUCCUUCAUGUUUUCUCACAAAGUCAGUGUUUAGACAUGUUCCCCUUUCUAUGUGCCGACCGAACGCUUUACUCUUCAUGCAUCCGUAAUAUACAGCCGUCCUUGGCUGCUCAGACAGACAGACAGAACUGCUCGAAUGACCCCAUUUGGAUUUUCUGAUAUUACCAGCCUUAUUGUUUAUUUCCUAAAAUAUUAUUGCCAUCGUGCUUUAGGAGUUUUAUAUUUUUACCCAAUCAUAUUUUAGUAUGGCACCUGUUUAUAUGACUCUGACUUGCUGGAAAAGUGCAAACUCCAAAUGAUCUGCAACUAGAAGAGAAAUAGCGCAUAAUAACUACCUUUCCCUUGGUGGCCCUUCCCCCCGCCCCCACCCCCAAUUUUAUGACUUCCAUGGGGCAACUCUCGGAUUACAACUGCCGUUGAACCAACAGGUUCAUCAGGAUGAAUUUUUCUGAGACGCAUAUAUCUUCGUGCUGUAUACUUUGAUUUUUUUUUUCCAUGUAAGUGAACAUAAAAACAGCUUUUCCAGGCA
Molecule: messenger RNA, 5193 nt
Organism: Zalophus californianus (California sea lion)
Lineage: Eukaryota; Metazoa; Chordata; Mammalia; Carnivora; Otariidae
Gene: COL15A1
Product: collagen type XV alpha 1 chain
Exons: 42
Coding region: 16-4314 (1432 amino acids)
Cellular component (GO): basement membrane
Source: RefSeq, a predicted model, not a curated record